This is a messenger RNA of Rhopalosiphum maidis (corn leaf aphid), 1085 nucleotides long. RefSeq lists its product as uncharacterized. The record is from RefSeq and is a predicted model, not a curated record. Lineage: Eukaryota; Metazoa; Arthropoda; Insecta; Hemiptera; Aphididae. The transcript is spliced from 8 exons. Bases 116 to 952 code for a protein of 278 amino acids.
UGUGUUGUCAUCGCGCCGCCGAAACCACUGACAGAACGCGACUGUCUACACACCGAGAAGUAAGCACACUGCGUUAUUGCACUGCAAACAAGCACGGUCGAACUUACGUCACGUCAUGAAGUUGUUUACUUCGUUCGUGCUGUCGAUCGCGGUGGCGGUUGCAGUCACGCAUAUGGCGUACGGAUCACCCGCCCCCGGUAAAGCGGACGCGGCCAAAAUCCAAAAAAACAUGGCCAAAAAUAAAGCCAAGAAGACGCAGGAAGUACUCCAGUUCGGUAACCAGCAGAACAGACAGGCGGACAACAGAAACUACGCUAGAGCCGAAAAGAGACAGGCACCUGAUGAUCACCACGACCCAGAACCAGUGCCCGAAGUGAACAACGCCCUUGAACACUAUCCCCAAGCAGCUAGACACGAAAAGAUCGCCGACCUCUUUUACAACCCAGAUUCCUAUGGACUUCAAUCGUUAGACGCUGAUGACCGUUAUAAAAGGAACGCUUACCAUUUCGGCACCCCGGUUAAGAGAAGUGGUUCUAGAGCAUACGGUUCGUAUUUGGACAGCGGACGUGCCAAACGCGACUUGCCUUUUGAUCCUGAAGAAUUGCUGGCGUUAAUGUCCAUCCUGGAAGCAAAUAAGGCUCGAGACAAACCCAGACAUGCCGUACCAAGUUAUGUUCAAAAUUAUGGUCAAAAUUAUGGACACGAAUCAAUUCCAUACGAAGAAAAUGAAAUACCAGAAGAAGAUGACGAAGAUGAUAUCCAAGAAGUCUGGGAGGAGCGCCCUGUUGUACUUGCCCCGUCGCCGAAAGAUUUCUACAUAAAUAACGAGUUUCAGCGCAAGCAGAGAUCUCAACACGGAUCCAAAAAUAAUUAUUUUCAGGGUCUAAACCACUAUCAAGAGGAACCGCAGUACUAUAGAUUGUCAGAUUUCUACCGCUAUUACAACUACUAAACACAAUAAUAUAUAUAUUAUAACAAUAAUAAUUAUAAUAUACGAGUACGGCGAUGCUGUUUCACUCAUCUAGUGGCAUUUAUAUACUUUACCAUCAUCUUUAAUUUAUAAUAAACUUAACGUUAAUAUAAUA